AUGGCCUUUGACAGGUAUGUGGCCAUCUGCAACCCCCUGCGGUACACUACCAUCAUGAACAGCAAAAUUGUAAUCAGGUUGUCUGUGACUGCCUGGGAGGUGGCCAUAGUCUUAGUGGUUCUGCUGGGCCUCACCAUCCGCCUGUCACCCUGCAGGUCUAACAUAUUUAACCCGUACUGCGACAACGCCUCCUUACUCAAGCUCUCCUGCAACGGCGUGAUUAUAAUUAACAUAUAUGGCUUAACCUUUACUGUUGUGCUGUUUGUCUCGUCCAUAGGCAGCAUCAGUCUCGCCUAUUUGAAGAUUGCCAUUGUGUGUCUGAGUAGUAGAAACAGCUCUUUAAAAAGCAAGGCCCUGACAACCUGUAGCACACACUUACUGGUCUACCUUAACGUGCUGGGAUGUGGGUUCACCAUUAUCAUCUUCCAUCGCUUCCCAGCCUAUGCAGACCUGCGCAAACUGAGUAGUGUGCUGGGUAAUGUGGUCCCUACCUGUCUCAACCCCAUAAUAUAUGGUUUACAGACUAAAGAGAUUAAACAGAGGAUAUUUAGAGUGUUUCACAGAGCCAAGGUGGCCGCAUGA
Coregonus clupeaformis (lake whitefish) is the source of this 582-nucleotide messenger RNA. Its product is annotated as olfactory receptor 52N5-like. Gene Ontology annotation, molecular function: olfactory receptor activity. The record is from RefSeq and is a predicted model, not a curated record. Gene Ontology annotation, cellular component: membrane. NCBI's taxonomy places the organism in Eukaryota, Metazoa, Chordata, Actinopteri, Salmoniformes, Salmonidae. Gene Ontology annotation, biological process: G protein-coupled receptor signaling pathway.